CUAUUACCAUGACUCUACGAGUGGGACCUGGACUCCCCAUAUCUUUUGCAAUCGCUAAUCGCUAUUGUCGGAGAGUCUUGCACCCAAGAGUUUCACUUGAAAGAAUCUCCCCAGCUUUUCAGUUUUCCCUUGAUUUGAAAACAAAAAAAUCUGAGACUAGUACAGUUUUCUUGUUCUUAUACUACUACUAUUUUCCUUUCUCCCUCCAAUCUUUAGUGCGGUCCUCCUCUUCAUACCAUUCAAUAAGCCACUGUGUCUGUGAUAGAUCUAGUUGAAUCAAGAGAAAGUGAAUUUCAGCUGUGAUGGGGGGAUAUGAGUCUGAAGUUCCUGCAGAAGGGGACCUUAUUGCUGCUGCACAGCAUAUUGUGGCAGCAUUAGGGACCAAAAAGAUGUUAUCUCAAGAUGAGAGGAAAAUUCUUGUUGAUCUUCGAACUCGAUUGAGCACCAUGACUAUGGUGGAUGACACUAAGACUAAUGAGCCUCCAGUUAACGGAGUCAGUGAGACUGAACAGUAUCUUAAUCUGGUUUCGGAGAGGAUUAUGAAUCGUGUAUCGGAUGAGACGAUGAUAUGGGAUUUGGGUCCUGAAGAUGCUUGUGAGUACCUAAAGGCGGUUGAGGAAGCGCGCAUUUUGACUGAGAAAUUGGAGGGUUUAUGUUUGAAUAAGGAUGAUGAAGAAGUUGAGCUUCUGAGGAAAGCACAUGAUGUGCUUCAGACUGCAAUGGCUAGACUUGAGCAAGAGUUUGGGCAUAUAAUUGUCCAGCAUAGCCAACCAUUUGAGCCGGAACACAUGUCGUUUCGCUCUAGUGAGGGAGUUGGUGUGGUUGGUAGCCCGUGUUCCUUGGAGGAUGAUCCACUAGAGGAUUCACUUCGAAGAGAGUCUGUUGGCAAAAACUUGGAGGAUUUCAUUGUUGAUUUAGUGCAUCCUGAUGUGAUACCAGACCUCAAAUGUAUUGCAAACUUGAUGUUCAUCUCUAGCUAUGAACGUGAGUGCUCCCAGGCUUAUGUUACUGCGAGGAAACAUGCUCUUAAUAGAUGCCUCUUUGCUCUUGAAGUUGAGCCACUAAGCAUUGAUGAUGUCCUCAAGAUGGAAUGGGGUAGCUUGGAUUCUCAAAUCAAAAGAUGGGUUUGGGCCAUUAGAAUAUUUGUAAGGGGAUAUCUUGCAAAUGAGAAAAGGCUAACUGACGAGAUCUUUGGAGAUUUUGGCUCUUUAAGCUCCAUGUGCUUCACUGACUCAUCAAAAGCUUCAGUUAUGCAGCUGCUAAGUUUUGGUGAUGCUGUGGCUGUGAGUCCUAGGCAACCUGAAAAGUUGUUUCGGGUUCUUGAUAUGUACGAGGUUCUAGCUCAAUUGCAUGCAGAUAUAAAUUCUAUGUACACAGAUCAAGCUAUUCGGGAUGAAUUCUGUGAGGUUUUGAGGAGAUUAGGUGAUGCAGUGAGGGCGACUUUUAUUGAAUUCAAGAACGCGAUUGCCACCAAUGCAUCAAUCAAUCCUUUUGCUGGGGGUGGGACACACCAUCUUACCAGAUAUGUCAUGAACUACCUCAAACUCCUCACUGAUUACAGAGACACUCUAAAUCAGAUCCUUGAAGAAGCUGAAAGAGUGGAAUCACUUUCUCCAUUAGCUGAUUCUGUUCCAUUUUGGGAUGAGAUGAAGCAAUUUGAUGGUACUUGCAAUGCUACUCCAAUGGCUUUCCAUUUCCAAUCCAUCACUUCAGCUUUAUUAGCUAAUAUAGAUGAAAAGUCAAAAUUAUACAAGGAUACUGCUUUACAGCAUUUCUUCCUGAUGAACAAUAUUCAUUACAUGGCACAGAAAGUGAAAAGUUGCGAGCUUCGAGAUAUAUUUGGGGAUGAUUGGAUCAAAAGGCACAAUGGAAAAUUUCAGCAGCAAGCCAUGAACUAUGAGAGAGCUACCUGGAGUUCCAUCCUCUCCCUUCUCAAAGAUGAUGGAAGUCAGAACUCUGGCUCAAAUUCAAGCAUAAAAAAUAUUCUGAAAGAAAGGUUGAAGAGCUUUUAUGCUGCAUUUGAGGAGGUAUACAGGAAUCAAACUGGAUGGCUGAUCAAGGAUUCACAACUUCAGGAAGAUCUGCGAAUUAAAACAUCCCUUCAGGUAAUCCAAGCAUAUCGAACCUUUAUAGGACGACACUCCAGCGAAAUCAGUGAUAAGUACAUAAAGUACACUGCUGAUGAUUUGGAAAAUCAUAUACUCGAUCUGUUCAGUGGAUCACAAAGAUCAUUAAGUAACAUUUAUAGAAAAUGAUCUGUUUGGCUAAUUUUGAAUGGAUCAUCUUGAAACUGUAAUAUUCAGUAUAUUUUUAUGAUUUUGUUUUAGAUUUGUCUACAUAUAAUGAUUGAAACUCGGUUUUCCACUGUCUGUAAUCAAAGUCUGUACAAUAUGUGGUUAUAUAUAUAAAAGCAAACUUAUUUCUAGUGCUA
Beta vulgaris subsp. vulgaris (sugar beet) is the source of this 2431-nucleotide messenger RNA. RefSeq names its product exocyst complex component EXO70E2. The record is from RefSeq and is a predicted model, not a curated record. The coding region runs from base 303 to 2255 and encodes 650 amino acids. Gene Ontology annotation, molecular function: phosphatidylinositol-4,5-bisphosphate binding. Gene Ontology annotation, cellular component: exocyst. Gene Ontology annotation, biological process: exocytosis. NCBI's taxonomy places the organism in Eukaryota, Viridiplantae, Streptophyta, Magnoliopsida, Caryophyllales, Amaranthaceae. The transcript is spliced from 2 exons.